Medioppia subpectinata is the source of this 761-nucleotide messenger RNA. The record is from the annotation of a GenBank genome assembly. NCBI's taxonomy places the organism in Eukaryota, Metazoa, Arthropoda, Arachnida, Sarcoptiformes, Oppiidae.
GCAAUAACGAAACGAUCCCUAAAUCUGAUGAACGAAACAAAUACUGGAUUUUUGUAAACAAUUAGUUAAUUGUGGACUCAAUUGGGAUCCGAUCGCAACACAAGAGACAUCAUGUCUUCGGCGACGGCUAAUGGAUUCAAACAAGAGAUGCCACCAAAGGGUGGUUACGCUGACAUCAACUUCGCACGGGUUGUGCCGCAGAAGCUCUUCAAAAACUGGUCGUUGAUGACAAUGCAUAUCGUAAUGAUAGCUUACGGCACGUAUUAUAUGAAGCGGAGGAAGCGAUAUAUGGGAAAGUUGGCGGUCGAGAGGUUUGAUCACUACAAUGCCAUCGAACCACUCAUUCAGGCCGAGAGGGACAGGGCGUACUUACGGCACAUGCGAUACAAUCGUGAAGUGGAGAGAGAGCUGAUGAAAGAGGUUCCCGACUGGAAAGUGGGCACUCUAUGGGGUCAUCCCGUGUACAGUACACUACCCGAGGGCGCCCUCCCGGACGUGAAUGUGAAUGAAUGGUUCGCUCACAGACACUACAAACAACAGGAGGACUUCUUCCUACCCGACAAAUGGACGUAAACAGCGAUUCGCGUAGAAAUCUAUUAAUUAAUUUAGUCUUUAGUUAUUGUUUGAAAUUAUCGCUUAAAUUUAGUGAUUAAUUAAAUCUGAUUAAUAUUCUGUAUAUUUAUGUCAAUUGAUAUUCAAUUGAUAUACGAGUUUGAGUUGUUUGUAAUGAUUAAAAGUAGGCUUUAAUCGAAAAAACAAAA